UUUUUUUGUCAAAAAAUUGUUGUGAUGUUUAUUAAGAAUCAGGGAUGGAAUGGGCUGAGAAAUGAGUCGGGGUUUAAAAAUUUUCCUAGAAUCGGGUUUCGGGUCGAUAAAAAGUGUUUCGGGCCGGGUCAAUUAAAAUUUUCUGAAAAUCCAGAUUUUUCGGAGCGUUUGAGGGAUAUUAGUGAUUUGGGGACGAUGAGGGGGAUACCGGUGGAUUUACACGAAUUAAGGGUCGGGUUUCGGGUCAAAAAAAGUUCGGGUUUUGGGUAA
Meloidogyne enterolobii is the source of this 270-nucleotide messenger RNA. Lineage: Eukaryota; Metazoa; Nematoda; Chromadorea; Rhabditida; Meloidogynidae. The record is from the annotation of a GenBank genome assembly.